AUGGCUGCUUUGGAAGCAGCUGCACAGGUAAAGAUGCAAGCUGCUGUAGAGGAGAGGUCAUUGAAGCAAAGUGGGAGGUUUCGAUUGGUGGCUGACCCCAGCAUCCCAGUGACUGCAAUCCAAGGUGCCCUCACAGGGUUCUUGCAGUUCAAGCAGAAGAAGGAUCUAUGGAGUUUGAUCUGCCCACCCCCCACUGGCCCCAUGUCCUAUGGAUGGCACACAGCUCCUCAUGGAGAGUGGUUGUCCAAAGUUGCCGGUUUGCUUUUUGACUUGGUGAAAGUGUGUCCAAACACAAAGCUCACUCCUACCAAGUUGAGUGCGACCCCCAGGGCAAUGAAUACAAACAGGGACUUAGAGUUUUCUUCAACGCCCAAAGGCCAUACCACUGAGGAUAUGAUUGACAAGUGCGGCCUUACCUUGAGGAUUUUGUUGUCCAUGCUGCGAAACCUCAAGCUCAGCCCUGGCUUGAGAACUAAAGUGUUCAGGAUGCUGUCCAAGCAGGAUCAGGUGAAGAUCGACUUGGUGCUGGAGAGGGUUGUCUUGCCAGCAGAGAUGAUGGGCAUGGAGUAUGUGGAUGAUGAUGAGAAAUCAUCAGCAGCCAUCGUUUCCAUGGAGAGCAGCCCUGCUCCUUCUCCUGAGUCUUUGGCCAUUGUGCCCUACCAACCACCCAAGCCCAAAACAGAGAAGAAGUCCCAGCCGUAUUACUUGAGCCCUUUCCCUGCAAUCUUCCAGAGGAUUCUGGGGCAGAAGCCAAAGCCAGAAGCACCAGCUUCCAGUGGCACCAGUGCACCAAUGGCACCAGCACACCAAAAGCCCAAAAGUCAGGGCACCAGUGCACCAAUGGCACCAGCACACCAGAAGCCCAAAAGUCAGGGAUCCAAGAGCAAACCGGUUGAAUCUUCCCUCCUGUCCAAGGCCAUGUCGUAUCAGCCCACCAUGGUGGUGAAAGAAAAGAAGAAGGCAAAUGAGAAGAAGUCAGUGAAGAACAGUGGCCAGAAAAGACAGAGUGAUGCUGAGCCCAAAAGCAUUAAGCCAUCACAAAAGCCAAAGGAGAAGAAGGGCACCCACAUCCAGCAGGAAAGCCAAUAUGAGGCAGGCAAAAUGGCAGAGAUCCGCUCCUUUUUCAUCAAGCAGUACAUGGAGAGCAUAUCCAAUUUGGGCAAAAAGGUGACUCGAUCUGAUGCCUCCAAGGCAUGGAUGACUUCGACCAAGAGGGCCCAGCUUCUGGCACAAAUGCCUUUGCCUGAGCUGAAGAGGAGGAGGUUUGUUCCCAAGGACUGUGAGGAGAACCCCUUCCCUGCCAUGAUCGAAGCCUCCAGUGUAGAGUGA
Durusdinium trenchii is the source of this 1329-nucleotide messenger RNA. The record is from the annotation of a GenBank genome assembly. NCBI's taxonomy places the organism in Eukaryota, Dinophyceae, Suessiales, Symbiodiniaceae.